ACAAUUUCCAUAUCGCGCCAGUUGCAAGGAAGGUGGCGAAUGGAAAGGUUCGUGUUGCGGUGCUUUGCUGAAGAAUUUUCUUUUUCCUGGGAACGUGAUGGAACGACUUUGUGUGACGUAGAUGGGCUACAGGACAAUGCCUCAAACUGCCCAGAAAGUCUUGAGUUCAAGGAGAAAGAUGAGGAGCAAAUGGUUAAGAGGCAACAGAGACUUGAGAAGGUUCUUGAGAGAAUUCAUGUUGUAAAAAUCCAUGAAAAUGAGGUUCGACAGUGUGUGAGAGACAAGCCAAAUAUGAUUAGUGAGAAGACCUUGAUGAUCUCAGUGGAUGCUUUGAGGGACGAUGGCAGAGUCCUCAAGCACUUCAACAUCCCCAUCGAACUGCCCAGACAUCAGCCGCCUCAGGUCAGCAUGAGAGCGUUGCCAAUCAAGAAGCGCUACCAUUUGAAUCAGGUGGAGAAGACUGACAAGACGAGAAAGCGCACGAGGAGGAACAUCCUCAAGGGAAUGCUGCUGGAGCCAAAGAUGCAGAUAAGGAGAACGCCAGCCAGGACAGAGGUUAUUUGCCAAGAUGCUCCUCUGGAUUUGUCGCGUAUUCCGCCAAAGCGUGUAGAGAAACCACCAGAAAUCCCUAGGACACUUCAUCUUCCAUCUCCUGGCCAGAUUCGCCACCAGGUUCACCAUCCAAUCCCUUUGCGAUAUGUCAUGCAGCCUUAUGCGCAAGCUAGGGCGGUUGCAGAACCUCGAGAAGUGCCCAGAUUUUACCCUCAGCAGAACGGCGUGGAGAGAAAUGUACCACCUCAGGCCUAUCCUCAUGUUAUCAUGCCACACAAUCCAUACCAAAUAUCCGUUCCUUUGUGCCCUGCUCCUGCCAGAUAUCCUCCGACUCCCCCAGCGCCUCUUCCGGAGCGAAGAUACGCCCAGACUGUCUCUUAUCCGCAGUAUCCCUACUGCUUACCUCAGCCGUCAGUCAUCUACCAUCCCAGGACCGUGGAAAAGCCCAUCAGCCACGCUUUCCACCCUCCGCAGUACGUCUAUCCCACCCACCAAUUGCAUCAUUACCCAGCUGAGCCACCACAGAGACCUCAAUACGCUCCACCUGUCAAUGAAUCCCAUCUGCCCGAUCUCAGGGAAAUGAAGGUGUCCGAGAGAAUGAGAAUUCAAGCGCCCAAGGCGCACUUUUCUGAUGAAAUCCCCAUAUUUCGCGUCAGAAAUCCUGCCUAUCGUGUUUUACCCACACACGAAACCCACCCGAGUCGCCUCUAUUUUUCCCACGGCACUCAAUGAGCGGAUGAAGAGAGAGCUCCAAGAUAUUUCUUGGAAGUUGCGCGCGGGAAAACUUCUUGAAGCAGGAAAACUUGCAAUAUAUUUGAUCAAGAGUGUAAAAUUUGUAUUUUGUAAUAAAAAUUUCAACGUGAAGCUCAACUGCUCAUUAUUUGUGUCGUUGGUGAAUUUUUAACGUGCCAUUCGUGACAAGUCGGAAACGUGAUCGAGGUA
Molecule: messenger RNA, 1494 nt
Organism: Phlebotomus argentipes
Lineage: Eukaryota; Metazoa; Arthropoda; Insecta; Diptera; Psychodidae
Product: RNA-binding protein 33-like
Exons: 3
Coding region: 40-1284 (414 amino acids)
Source: RefSeq, a predicted model, not a curated record